CCCUCCUCUAUCUACUCUGUCCCAUUCCAAACUUCUUCCUCCUGGAAUCCUCCGCUCCUCCUGUUUUGGAACGGGAUGAAACGAAACAGGGCAGAGCUCGCGCCCUCCAAAACCGCCGAAACCCCUGCGAAAACCCAGCGCCGCUCAAAGGAUCCGAUCCCGAAGGGGAUGGGCACAAUGAGGGCGAGGGCUGGGGCGGCGCCACCGGAGAAGCCCCGCAAGGGCAGCGGACCAGAGAAGAGGCCGUCCACCCCCGCAGCCACCGCCGUGUACUCCUCUCCCAGCAGCACGGCGAUGGCGCAGGAAGGGGAGGAGGAGAGGCCUCUUGGAUGGGACGAGUUCGGGGGAUGGUGGUGGUGGGGCGUGGAGGAGGAGAUGCUCCUGGGAUGGUUCCCCUUCGUGGAGGAGGACUUCCUCUGCUCCGAGAACAGGGGAGGAUCAGGGCUUUUCUGGGAGGAGGAGGACCACGAUAUCUGGCAGCUUCAAGACAUUCACGAGAUCCCCAACCAAGCCAAAUGAGACAAGAAAGAUGGUGGUUUGGAAGGAAAAAGAGAGAGAAAGAGAGAGAAAUACCAAGAAUGGCGAAGUUUUAGAGAGUAGGAGAAAGCAUAGAAACAAGGGAUAAAGGUCGUAGUUUUGUUUAUUUUCUUCUUUCAUUUGUUUUCUUUGUGCAAAGGCAGAACCUUCUGAGUAGAAUACACUGAGAAAUGUUUCAAACUUAGUUUAAGUAAGUUAAUCUUCAUUUUGAAAGGCUUGAUGAAGAAGGCAACACAUCGAGUUCAGCUCUCUUAUCUCUCCCUCUGCGCUGAUAUGCUGGUAUUUCUUGAGCCUUUGUUUAUUCUUGGGUUCCAAUUUGUGAUCUCUGGUUAUAUGCUUGCUACUGCUUUUCUUAUUUCCCUCUUUCUUGGAUUGAGCAGCCAUUUAUUCCAAGGAAAAAGGAGGCCCAUAUAAUUUAUUAGAUGACGAAAUUAUGUUCAAGUGGAAAAGAGGUGGGGUACAAAAUGUAAGAAUGUGGUCAAGAGGAAGAGCAAUGCGCAAGAGGCGCAAGGCUAUUCCACAGCGUCAUAUGGUUGGCUUUCAAUCGACUUCCUGUCAGAUAGUGGCUUGCAAGAGUAAAAUUUUGCUAGGUUGAAUAGAUAGAAGAAUUCUUUGGCA
Molecule: messenger RNA, 1155 nt
Organism: Phoenix dactylifera (date palm)
Lineage: Eukaryota; Viridiplantae; Streptophyta; Magnoliopsida; Arecales; Arecaceae
Source: RefSeq, a predicted model, not a curated record